AUGCGUAUUAAAUAUACAGUUUCUGUCAUCUUUAUCAUGGCUCUGGUCAUCAUAGAAAAGGAAAACAAUAUUAUUUCAAAGGUGUCUGAUAAACUGACCCUAAAGCUGACCCCUCUGACCCCCCUGCUGCUGCCCAGCUCAUCUGUGUUCACCUUUCAGGAGCAUAAUGUUUCGGUGUCCAUCUUAAGUCAGACAGACAUUUCGUCCUACGAACACUUGAAGCCUCAUCUGAAGAACUUCACCCAGUCCAGCCAGGAGAGUGUGUUUCCCGAGUCUACCACAGGAGGACGUAAACACAUCCUGCUAUUAGCUACGACUCGCACUGGCUCCUCAUUUGUGGGCGAAUUCUUUAACCAGCUGGGAUCAAACAUGUUUUACCUGUUUGAGCCACUGUGGCAUGUGGAACGCAUGUUAACGGUGGAGAUGGGAGGGACGAACGUGUCAGUGGCGGGACCAGCAUAUCGUGAUGUUCUGCGUCAGCUGUUCCUCUGUGACUUUUCCCUGCUCGAGCGCUUCAUUGAACCACCACCGCAGCAGCAUGUCACCACCUCGUUCUUCCGCCGUGAAUCUAGCCAAUCGCUGUGUGAAGAUCCCGUCUGCACGUCUUUUGUUAAAAAAGUAUUCGAGCGCUACCACUGUCGCACGCGCCGCUGUGGGCCCCUCAACCUGACCCUAGCCUCUCAGUCCUGCACGCUGAAGAGACAUCGUGCGAUCAAGUCCGUCCGUGUGCGGCAGUUAGAGAUGCUGCGGCCGUUGGCUGAAGACUCCCGACUGGACAUGAAGUUCAUCCAGCUGGUCAGAGACCCUCGUGCCGUGCUCGCCUCACGUAUGGUCGCCUUUUCUAGCAAGUACAAUAACUGGAAGAGGUGGGCCGUGAAAGGAGAAGUUCCAGUGGAGGAUGAUGAAGUGAGGAAACUCAGAGGAAACUGCGCUAAUAUACGCAUGUCUGCUGAGAUCGGACUGAAGCAGCCGCCGUGGCUUCGAGGGCGCUACAUGCUAGUACGCUACGAGGACAUAGCCCGAUUUCCCAUGCGCAAAGCUGCGGAGAUGUAUGAAUUCACAGGCAUUCCCUUCACCACAAAGGUGGAAGAGUGGAUCUUAAAAAAUACUCAGGCAUCAAAGGAGGUGAGCGGAGUUUAUUCCACUCAGAAAAACUCCUCUGAACAGGUGGAGAAAUGGAGGUUUAGCAUUCCUUUCAAACUGGUUCAAUUGGUGGAGAAAGUGUGCGGUCCCACCAUGACUCUGUUUGGCUACAAGUUUGCAGUGAACGAAAAGAUGUUGACUGAUAAAUCAAUAAGUUUGAUUGAAGAGAAAACAUUUUUAUGAUUAUACACAGACUUUAUGAAAAGCAAACAUUAAGAUUUUGAAAGAAGAAUGCUGAGAUUUAUGAAGUAAUAUGUGAUGACUAAAACAUUAUUUUGGAACUUUUAAAACUACAAUCGCUUAUAAAGCA
Messenger RNA from Myxocyprinus asiaticus (Chinese sucker), 1453 nucleotides. RefSeq names its product carbohydrate sulfotransferase 3-like. The transcript has 2 exons. The record is from RefSeq and is a predicted model, not a curated record. Gene Ontology annotation, biological process: carbohydrate metabolic process; N-acetylglucosamine metabolic process. Gene Ontology annotation, cellular component: Golgi membrane. Gene Ontology annotation, molecular function: chondroitin 6-sulfotransferase activity; N-acetylglucosamine 6-O-sulfotransferase activity. The coding region runs from base 1 to 1326 and encodes 441 amino acids. Lineage: Eukaryota; Metazoa; Chordata; Actinopteri; Cypriniformes; Catostomidae.